Messenger RNA from Trypanosoma theileri, 861 nucleotides. RefSeq names its product ribosomal RNA assembly protein. Lineage: Eukaryota; Euglenozoa; Kinetoplastea; Trypanosomatida; Trypanosomatidae. Gene Ontology annotation, cellular component: small-subunit processome; nucleolus. Gene Ontology annotation, molecular function: RNA binding. Bases 1 to 861 code for a protein of 286 amino acids. The transcript has a single exon. The record is from RefSeq and is a predicted model, not a curated record.
AUGGCAUCCUCUUCCUCCAAGUACGCUGUACCCGAACUCACUCAAGAUGAUGUCCCGGGUGGUGCCUGUUGCGUGGAUGAAACCACAUUUGCCACACAGUUCCCUAGCUAUCUUGAGAGCUAUAUUCGCAGUGUGUGGCCAGCAGUAGAAACCGUAUUGGGGCAGCAGCAACUGGUGGGAAAGUUAGACCUGAUGGAAGGAUCUAUGACAGUGGCAACCACACGACGAACCUGGGAUCCUUAUGCUAUUGUAAAGGCCCGUGAUUUUAUUCGAUUACUCGCGAGAAAUGUUCCUCUCGCACAGGCACAGAAGAUAUUUCAAACGGAAAUUACCUGUGAUAUUAUUCCUAUUUCAAUGAAGGGUAGCAGUACGCGAAGAUUUAUUAAACGUCGUGACCGCCUUGUUGGACCAAAAGCACAGACACUGAAGGCGUUGGAGAUUCUCACCGGUUGCUACGUUCUUGUACAGGGAAAAACCGUGGCUGUCAUGGGCCCUGUAAAGGGAUGCCAACAGGUUCGCAAAAUCGUUGAGGACUGUAUGAAUAACAUUCACCCGAUUUACGGUUUGAAGCAGUUGCUCAUCAAACGUGAGCUCGCAAAACGUGAAGACAUGAAGCAUGAAGACUGGAGUCGAUUUAUACCCGUUUACAAGAAGACCGUUCAAAACAAAGAAAAGGUCAAGGCUGUCAAGAAGAUUAAGAAGGAACGACUACGUGCAUCUAUUAAGAAACAAACUGGUAAGGAGAGGUCCAUCUUUCCGCCUGCACCACCAAAACGUAAGGAGGAUAUUGCUAUGGAAAGUGGCAAAGCAUUUUUGGUGGAUCAUCGUAGGCGUAAAAGAGACGAUUACAAGGUUGAAUAA